Messenger RNA from Sitophilus oryzae (rice weevil), 2048 nucleotides. RefSeq names its product signal recognition particle receptor subunit alpha homolog (gene SrpRalpha). Gene Ontology annotation, biological process: SRP-dependent cotranslational protein targeting to membrane. The record is from RefSeq and is a predicted model, not a curated record. Gene Ontology annotation, cellular component: signal recognition particle receptor complex; endoplasmic reticulum membrane. Lineage: Eukaryota; Metazoa; Arthropoda; Insecta; Coleoptera; Curculionidae. Gene Ontology annotation, molecular function: ATP hydrolysis activity; GTP binding; signal recognition particle binding.
GAAAACCUAACCUAGAAACAGUGACAGUGACGUGUAAAAGAUUUUAAAUAUUUGGGCUAAAGGGGCACCUGUGAAAAUGAUUGAUUUAUUUACUAUUUUUAGCAAGGGAGGCAUUGUUUUAUGGUGCUUUCAAAGUACAAGUAAUAUCUUCACCACCUCCGUAAAUUCAUUAAUACAGAGUGUUAUAUUACAGGAAAAAACAAUCAAUACAUUCGAAGAUAAUGGAGCUAUUUUACAGUAUAAGUUAGACAAUGAAUUUGAUUUAGUGUUUAUAGUGGCUUAUCAAAAAAUAUUGCAGUUAUCAUAUGUUGACAAGUUUUUAAGCGACAUACAUUUAGAGUUUCGAGAUAAAUAUAAAAAUGAAUUAUCCAACCGUAGCUUCUUCCAAAAUUUUGAAUUUUCAAAAAAUUAUGAAUACGUGCUUCGGAAGUCAGAGGAAUGGGCUAAAGUACAAUCUAAACUUCCUAAACAGAUGAGAACCUUUGAGGAAUCUGCAAAAUCCAAAAAAACUGUGGCUUCAAUGAUAGAAAAAAAGAAUGAAGAUAAACCGGUUAAAAAGGAAAAAAAGAAAGAAGUUAAUUUUGUUGAUGAAAGUUUAGAAGUCAAGGAAUUACUAUCCAAUUCACAAAAUGGGGUUACCGAAGAUAUAAUCGCAGUGAACAGAGCUAAAUUUGCCCAAAAAAUGGCACAGAAGAAGAAAGAUGGCAAAAAAAGUCCAAAAAGUCCUAAAAGCCCCACACAGGAAAAAGCGGGGAAGAAACCAAGAGUAUGGGACUUAGGAGGUACAACAAAAGACUUGCAGAAUUUAGAAAGGACUGUAGAUAGACCAGAAGAUGCUAAAAGUCAUUAUACAGCUGACACUGAAAUAGUUGGGUCAAUGGAAGGUGGAAUAAAAGAUUUGGAAGUAGAAUCUUCAGAUGAGGAAUUCGAGGAAGAGGUUGAGAGAGAAGAAAUUAAAAAACCGACUUCUAAAGGGGGCAUGUUCUCAAUCUUUAAAGGCCUUGUUGGUUCUAAGAAUUUGACGGCUUCUGAUAUGCAACCAGCUUUGGAAAAGAUGCGGGAUCAUUUAAUUGCAAAAAAUGUUGCCUCAGAUAUUGCAGUAAAACUAUGUGACUCAGUAGCGACCAAGCUUGAAGGAAAAGUUUUAGGCACAUUUGAUUCAGUUGCCACGAUUGUUAAAAGUACUUUGACAGACUCUUUAGUUCAAAUACUGAGUCCCAAUAGAAGAGUUGAUAUAUUGAGAGAUUGUUUAGAAUCAAAGAAAAAUGGUACACCAUAUGUUAUGACAUUUUGUGGUGUAAGGCUGGUGCCGUAGAGCAACUUCGUACUCACAUGAGACACUUGAACGCCUUGCAUCCACCGGAACGACAUGCAGGACGACAAAUGGUUCAAUUAUAUGAAAAAGGUUAUGGGAAAGAUGCAGCAGGUAUUGCAAUGGAAGCCAUAAGAUAUGCAAGAGAUUGUAAAAUGGAUGUAGUACUUAUCGACACUGCCGGUAGAAUGCAAGUAAGUUUAUUAUUUACUACUACUAUAAAAACCUUACUAAAAGUAAACGAACCGGAUUUGGUUCUUUUUGUUGGUGAAGCACUCGUUGGAAAUGAAGCCGUUGAUCAACUGGUAAAAUUCAACCAAGCUUUAGCUGAUUAUUCUUCAACCACCAACCCCCAUUUAAUUGAUGGAAUUGUUUUGACAAAGUUCGAUACUAUUGAUGACAAGGUAGGGGCAGCAAUAUCGAUGACCUACAUUACAGGGCAACCAAUAGUUUUUGUCGGGACUGGGCAGACCUAUACCGAUCUGAAAGCAUUAAAUGUUAAAGCGGUUGUACACUCCUUAAUGAAAUGAAAUUGCGCCUAGAAAUGUAAUUAAUAAUGUAAAAUACAAAUCGCGCCUAUAAUUCUAAUUACUAAGAAUGUUCAACAGAUUCUAUUUCAAAACUAUUUACUUUCAUCCAACUUAUUGUUAUGAUGUAUAUUUUAAAUCUAAUUUAUAAUUUAUACAGGUGUUGUUUUUGUUACUUAUUUUUUUAUUUAAAGAAAUAAAUAUUUUUU